Scutellospora calospora is the source of this 120-nucleotide messenger RNA. The record is from the annotation of a GenBank genome assembly. Lineage: Eukaryota; Fungi; Glomeromycota; Glomeromycetes; Diversisporales; Gigasporaceae.
UUCUUAGAGAAUAUCGUCUUUGCUCAGUUGGAAACAUUAUAUCGACUUUCGUCUCCUUCGAUGAAAGUAACAUCUUUAAAAACUUAUGGUGAUCAACGAUAUUCUUUGAAUAAAGACUAG